AUGACCGAACCAUCGUCCUUGAAGCCCUUCGAUGACGGAAAGAGGAUGCGUAGGCAAGACGCCCUCAAGGUCGUCAGUGAGGUCGUCAGUGACGAUGUCGAUACCGAAGGUCUGAACCCAUCUUCAGCUCUGGCUGAUAUCAGUGCAAUGCACUCUAAAACUCUGCAAUACUCCAAUUGUCUGAGUAGAGGCCUUACAGGACCGCAUUCAGAUUUCAUGAAUGUCGUUCGAAGUGGCCUGGACUUGUACUUCAGAGCAAUCAGUGACAUGGUCAGAGACGAUGCCCAAGCACGAAAAUCCCUUCAAAUGCACGAGAAGCAUAACCAUACUGGGACAUGGAUGGAUCCCACGAAUGGUGAAAAGACAGUUUUCUGCCAUUUGGGCAGAUUGAACGAGGUUGAUUUCAUCCGCGAGGAAUCAGUUGGCUUUUCUGUGUCGCUAGGCCAUGAAUGUCCUAGAGCCACUGUCGCUCAUUACGAUGAGGAAGAUGGAGAACAAACUUUUUGGAGACGAACGGAUUCAGAUGGCGGUGGUGAUACUUGGCAACAGAGGAAAUUAUCAACCUUCCAUUCCGACCUGGGUCCUGUUUCUAGUACAGAUGCAGAGCAAGGAGGUAACAUCUCGGAGGGGUUCAAUGAGCUUCGAUUAUAA
Kwoniella botswanensis is the source of this 651-nucleotide messenger RNA. RefSeq lists its product as uncharacterized. The transcript has 3 exons. The record is from RefSeq and is a predicted model, not a curated record. Lineage: Eukaryota; Fungi; Basidiomycota; Tremellomycetes; Tremellales; Cryptococcaceae. Bases 1 to 651 code for a protein of 216 amino acids.